This is a messenger RNA of Exaiptasia diaphana, 593 nucleotides long. RefSeq lists its product as uncharacterized. The transcript has 3 exons. The record is from RefSeq and is a predicted model, not a curated record. NCBI's taxonomy places the organism in Eukaryota, Metazoa, Cnidaria, Anthozoa, Actiniaria, Aiptasiidae. The coding region runs from base 86 to 484 and encodes 132 amino acids.
UUGCUUUAGAUUCCAGACGACGCGGUGUUUGAUUCCUUGAAAAAGUGCGCACUGUGUAUUUAGUUUUAUACCAAACUUCACAGUUAUGCAGUUCGUAUCAAGAAUAGCCAUUUUGAUUCUAUUUGUCCAGUUCUGUCGAGUUAAGACUCUAAAGUGCUAUGUUUGUUCCUCGACCAAGGACUGGAGCUCAUGUAAUCAUGUGAAAAGAGAACAUACUUGUGAUUCUGGCAUCAACAAUUGCUUAAAAGCUGAGAUUUCUGUGAAAGGUCCCCUCAUUGAUGGCAUCGAGUACUUAAAAGUUUGCAGUGAUUCGUGUGAUGCUGAUAAAAUUGCUUUUUGCAAGACGAAAUUAAAAGAAGGUCUGAAAAUAUCAUGCAAGUUAAAUUGCUGCAAAGGUGACUUGUGCAAUGCUGCUGCUGUUCCACUGGUCAGUGGUUUCAUCAUUAUGGCAUGUGCCAUGUUCUUGGCUUACAGCUUACAUUAGGAGCAGCCAAUUUGAGCCUGUUGAAGUUUUAAUUAUGAUGUUACCUAUAUGAUAUUGAAAGAAUUGCUUUUCUGUAAGAAGAAAAAUAAAGUGUUGGUUUUAUAGUUUA